GCCCAACCUUGUAAGGCCUGGUAACCGGGCAGGCUAGGUGUCUUUUAUACUCCUCCUGAACAUGCUCACACCUCGAUUGCGAAAUCACGUUUUCGAUUCGUCUAUCAUGCCCUCUACUAGUACCCCCGACUUUGACAGUGGUAAAGCUAGUGUCGAUACUAUCAAUGUGGCACUCAAGCGGUCUCGCUCUCCGACUCAGAUGGGUGACAUUCCUGAACUGCCGAAGUUACAAGGAGAAUCUAUUCUGGAAGUUUUCACGCAUAGGUCUUUGCGAAUAGCAUGUAAAGCCAGUUAUCACGACAGUGAGACGUUGGCGGUUCUAGGAGAGGAGGUGUUACACAUGAUGACGACGCAACUACUGCUUUUUAAGAAACCCAGGUUGAAGGUGGAAGAGAUCACUAAUAAAAGGCAUAUGCUUCUACAAGAUGAAAUGAUCGACAACUGGACAAAUUUGUACAGGUUAAGAAAUCAAGUGCGUUGCGACCCAAGCUCUUUAUCCUCACUGAACAGUGUCCAAGAAGGCCGUCUAUUAUUCAACGCUUAUCUCGGCGCCGUAUUUGCUCAGGGUGGAAUCAAACCAGUGCAAGAGUGGAUAGGUGGACUUUUUCGACUUUCCAGUGAUCUUUUCAGAGACAGUUCGACGGCAGAGCCUGGGCCCUCUGGCUUGUCAUCGCAACCGGCCAAAAAACUGAAGGUUGACGAUGAGCACUAUAGCGUGCUCCCACCAUCCUCAGCUCCGCCUCCAAUACCUUCACCUCCCCCGUUUACAGCAUUUCUUUCUAAUCCUCUAACCCCAGCUCAACCUAACCUUGCCUUUUUACCCCUCUUCAAUCAAGCUGCGCACCAACGUGGUGUGACUAUUUCCUAUCCAGCCACCUUUUCUGGCCCAGCACACGCAGGAACAUGGGCGAUUACAUGUGUUGUCAACGGGAUAAAAAAGGGGCAUGGUUGUGGACCGAGCAAGCAGCUUGCAAAAGAAGAAGCGGCGAAGGAAGCCUACUUUGCUAUGGGAUGGGCACCUCGUGGAUAACACAAAGCAUGAAGUAUUGCGUUGUAUAUCAGUCAAGAGCACGCAAUAUAAUGUGUUCCGAUAACAGUGCGACUCGGGCAUAUAUCAUCAACUUCGCCUGUAUAUCGGGGAACAUGCUUGGCUGUGCCCGAGAAACUCUAUUAU
Molecule: messenger RNA, 1174 nt
Organism: Serpula lacrymans var. lacrymans S7.9
Lineage: Eukaryota; Fungi; Basidiomycota; Agaricomycetes; Boletales; Serpulaceae
Exons: 5
Coding region: 62-1030 (322 amino acids)
Biological process (GO): RNA processing
Molecular function (GO): ribonuclease III activity
Source: RefSeq, a predicted model, not a curated record